Cylindrotheca closterium is the source of this 2010-nucleotide messenger RNA. The record is from the annotation of a GenBank genome assembly. Lineage: Eukaryota; Bacillariophyta; Bacillariophyceae; Bacillariales; Bacillariaceae.
AUGUCAGCGUUACGGCAGCUGAAGAAAGGGGUCACAAAAGGUGUUGCGCACACUACUCGCUUUGCUCAAGGAGCUGCCGAUCUUGUCAAAGAUGGCACAACAGACAUCAUCAAGGGCGCUAGAGAUGGAAUCCGAGAAGGAUUGUCAGAUGAAAAGAGCAAAGAACUGAAGCGCAGCAAUUCUGCCAACUUUUAUGAAGAAUCAGAUGACGAUGAUGAUCCAGAUAUAAGCAGCAUGCGAUAUAGCACCGUUGUUGGUAGCGGCGGGGCAAAGAAGAAGAAAGACGAUCAAAAUAUGGCUGGAUAUAGCAUUCGUCCUCCCAACCACGCCCACCACGACAAUACUGGUGCGGACAGUGACGACGAUCUGUAUACGGAACCUUUAUCAGAAAGCCAGCAGGGAGAGCUUGGCUUGAACGACGACGAUGAUGACUCGGCUGUAGCCACCAAAAAGAAGAAGAAAAUUAAGAAAAUCAAGUACCGUAAAUCGGGAGACGAUUCUGAUGGAUCUGAUGCUUCUGCCAAGUCAACCAAAUCCUCAAAGUCGUCAAAGUCUUCUAAAUCUGGUAAAUCUCGCAAGAAGAAGAAAGACAGAGUCAAGAGAUCUGAUGGCAGUGUUGGAAGUGGUAGGAAGAAAAAGGCCAAGGACAGGGACGAAAGUCCGACUCGCCAAACCAGUAAUGCUUCGUUAAAAUCUGAAACUUCGUUCAAGAAGAAAAAGAAAAAGAAGAUGGAAGUAGCCGACGCUUAUUCUUCGGAUGACCAUGACGAUGAACAGCUGGAUGAACUUGCACCUCUUCCCGGUGGCAAGAAGGUUCCGGUCCUUCCAGUACGUUCCAAGUCCCCGAGUGGGUCACCUGGGACUAAGAAGAAAUCGCCUGCUGCACCGGUUUCACCAACUUCCGAUGAUGCUGUUCCAGUACAUCCCAUCAAACAGGAGCUUAUGCGCUUUUCAGAUAUCUGGAAAACUCAAACGGAAGACGACACAGAAGAAGCGAGUCCCCAGAAGAGAGAAUCCCUCAACGUUGGUAGGAUAUCAGCUGCUCUUGGAGAACUCAACGGCGAGAUCAAGGAAGAUGACGAAGAUCACUACAGCAAUGACUUUUUGGACGCCAAGCUUCGAUCCACUGAACAAAAGCUUCAUGAUUCGGAAGGAAAGGUGGAAGAGCUAAUUAUUGCCAAGAAUGAAAUCCAAAAAGAGUUGGAUGAAGAGCAGUUGCGCAAUGACGAGCUGAGCCGAAAACUUUUGUUUCUGGAGGACAGGGUGGAGGAGUUGGAGCAGGAAAAGAAAGAGUUGGAAGACAACCCCAAGGUGAUCGAGCAUGAAGCGGAUCCAAUCGAAAUAUUCGAGUUGCAGCAAGAGAUCAAUACGCUCAAGACUGACAUGUCCAUCAAGGUGGAUCAACAUGCUGAAGCCUUACAUUCGAAAAAUGAAACGAUCAAAGAGCUUGAGGCAAAGCUCGAAGCUGGUGGGGGGGCUGCUCAGCCGAGGGACAGUCUCCACAGUUCCAUGCACAGUACCAACAGUGCGGGAGGUGAUGCCAAAACGCAAGGCCUGCUUCUGCGAUCAAAUGAUAGGAUUCAAAAGCAGGAAGCUGAAAUUAAAGAACUGAAGCAAAAGCUCGAACAAUUGGGCAACGCCGAAAUCAUCGAACAAAAGGACGAGGAAAUCAAGAAUCUAGGUGUCCAAAUUUUCGAAUUGGAGACCAAGAUGAAGAAUAUGGAAACUGAACAACAAAAGGCAUUGAAGCAAAAGGAAGAAACGAUCGUGUUCUUCCAAAACCAAGUGGUCGAAAUGCUAAAGAAGAUGCCCAAACAGGCUGCAUACACUCGGAAAAAAUCCACAGAGCCGGGGGAGGAAGGCACCAUGACACUUGAUGGCGAAGCACCGGAAGAAGAAGCAACUGGAUUGUGGGGCCUCGUAUCCCGUGCAUCGCCCGGUUUGUUGGGUGGAAGACAAACUGUAGACAGACGAAAAAUGAAAGACGUGCCACCGUCUCCACAGUUGUAA